AUGGUAAGGUCCCGGAUGCGAGCCGGGGAGAUCACAGGCUUUGAGCAGGUCGCCCACCCCUAUAAUCUUCGAUAUGCUGGAGAUAAGGCUUUCAACAACAGUGGAGAAAGAGGUUACGGACGAAUCUCCAGAACGUCAUGCUCCAGCACUAAGAUAUUCACUCCUUUGUCAAACAUUAUCAGGCAGAUGUUGACGUUGAUGCGCAUGGCAUUGUCCGGAAAACAGGCUCACAAACACAAAGAAUCACGGUCCCUCAACUAUCGCCCAGUUGUCUCUGACAGGCAGGAUACAGUCAAGAAGCACAAGCGAGAGUUGGAAUAUCGUGAAGCUGAGUCAGAACGUGUCAACAAGCUUGAUCACGAAACACUCGCUGAGCCCAACCCUAAGGUGCUGGAGAAACUGGAACUUUUCCGCCAUCGGACAGCAGAAACAAAGGCAGAGUACAACAGGGCUAUCCGUGAGCUGCGUAACGAGAAGCAACGGCACCGGAACCGACGGAUCCAUGAGAAUUUUGAGCGUUACAAGAACGAGCAGCCUGUAAUUUACCUAGAACGACAGUUGGCAGGGAAGCUGGUGGAAAACAAAAGUCAUGAACACUUUUGA
Molecule: messenger RNA, 603 nt
Organism: Paracoccidioides brasiliensis Pb18
Exons: 4
Coding region: 1-603 (200 amino acids)
Source: RefSeq, a predicted model, not a curated record